Molecule: messenger RNA, 1390 nt
Organism: Anoplophora glabripennis (Asian longhorned beetle)
Lineage: Eukaryota; Metazoa; Arthropoda; Insecta; Coleoptera; Cerambycidae
Exons: 2
Coding region: 33-1250 (405 amino acids)
Source: RefSeq, a predicted model, not a curated record
CGUAUAUCUUUGUAGACUCUACAGGCCUGAAAAUGGCGGCCAAAAGUGUAAUUUGUUGUGUAAUAACCAUUUUGAUAGUUAAUGCCAACACAGUCUUUUCAGUGGAUUUGCCUGAAUCGUUGGGGCGUUAUCAAAAAGCAAUUUUAUCGAAAAACCCAUCAGAAGAAUUAAAUAAUAUAAUCAAUCAAGAUCUGUCUCGCACGAGUGUUCAUUCAUAUGUGAAAAGUUUAAUUCCACACUCUAUAGAAAAUCUACGGCAAGCAUAUGCUAGUGAAGACCUACUAGAAAUUCUCGUCAGAAAAUACACUGAAGAUCAAAGAGUAAAAGAGGCCGCUUCUAAUAAUGAUAUCCAAUCUGUUUUAGAUGUGCUUAACUCUGAAAUAGGAGGAGUAGUUUUAGUUAUAUCAAAUAGUUCAAUAGUGGUUGACGUUGAUGCUUUAGCAGAAGUAUUUCGUACCUAUACAAAAACUUACAUAAACCAGCUGUAUCCUGGAAAUUUUUAUUUACAAAUUGUUGCCAAUACUGUCGUUGACGAGCAAAUUAAAGUACUCAUUGCAGAUUUAAAAUCUCUUCUAGUAAACAAGGGAAUACCGGUGAAUUUGGUCGGGGAAAUAAUUUCACUCAUAAGCAACUCUGGUAGAGCAAAACGUGAUUUGGUUAUUGACCUCAUAUUGUCAAUGCUUCGUCCCCAAAUCGCUGUUUUUCUGACUCCCAUUCAGACUGAAUUUAACACCAUAGUAAAUGAGAUUCUGACCGUAAUAUUAAGUUUUUAUUCGGCUAGUGCACAAAGCAAUCCGAUUUUCGAUAUUAUCGCAAAUUUUGUAAAUGUGGUUGUUCUUCGAGUCGCUGAGGUUAUAGUGGUCAUUCAGACAGAUGUAAACAACCUUUUCGAUAAUAUAAUCAAUGGCACCAUUGUUACUACGUCUAGGAAAAGAAGGGACGUCGAUUUAGAGUUUGAAAAUUUUUAUAAUUUGGAGAGUGUUGCUUUGCAAAUACCCCACAGGCGUGUUACCAGAGAUAUUAUUUCCGACAUCUUCACAUUAGUCACUGAUCCAAUUUCAUUAAUUUUUAACACCCUAGUCUCGCCCAUAACCAACAUUCUUAACAUAGUUAUUAAGAACGUUUUUAUUUUUAUAUUGUCAAGCCAGUAUGAAACAAUUGGUAGCCUUGUUACUUUACCGCUGAGACUUAUCGUUAAUACUGUGAUUGAUACGAUAUUGUCUUGCACUGACUGCAUAUCUAUUGUGUAAUAAAAAAGCUACAUUUAUCAAGGUAAAAUAUACUCAACAUAUAAUUUAUUGAAAAACGAAAUAUUUGUAUGUUCUGUUCAUGUUAUUUAUUACAAAUAUGUAAAAAUUUGUUGGAAAAUAAUAAACGAUUAGCUUUAAAA